Harpegnathos saltator (Jerdon's jumping ant) is the source of this 1139-nucleotide messenger RNA. RefSeq names its product 52 kDa repressor of the inhibitor of the protein kinase-like. The record is from RefSeq and is a predicted model, not a curated record. Lineage: Eukaryota; Metazoa; Arthropoda; Insecta; Hymenoptera; Formicidae. Gene Ontology annotation, molecular function: sequence-specific DNA binding. Bases 93 to 926 code for a protein of 277 amino acids. The transcript is spliced from 7 exons.
CAAUGUUGGUAAUGAAUAUCGGAACGUAGCAAUAGUAGCGUCACUCUCCAAAUUUUGCGUAGCAGAUAUAAAUCUUCUUUUAUAAAAAAACUAUGGAAAUGAAAAAAGAGAGUAUGUUGGUCCGUAAUUCGUGGUGUAUAGUAAAGGAAUGCAACAAAAUUGCUAUUCAAGAAAAAAAAUAUUUUUUUCGGUUUCCAAAAGAACAUGACAGAUGGCUAAAAUGGAUCGAAGCAUGUGGGAGGUUUGAUUUAAAAAAAAUGGGAGCGGAAUAUGCGUACAAGGUAUAUAAAAUGUGCCACUUACAUUUUGAAAAAAAAUGGUACAAAAUAGGCAAAAAGAGAUCAUACCUUCAUCCAGAUGCCAUACCGACAAUAUUUUAUGGAAAAAACAAUUCACAGACUGAAAUAGUAUCAGUAGAUGAAACUGUGGAGAAAAAGGAAGAAGACACAAAGAAAAUAGAGGAAAACCUGAAAACGGAAAAUAUUACUGAGGUUUCUAUGCCAAACAUAUCAGUUCUCGUCGACCGACAGAAACGCUUGAACAGAUGUGACAAAAUGAACUACAAUUAUAUCAUUGUCACCACACCAAUUCAGAUGUCUCAGUUAGACAAUAAAAACACGAUGCAAUCCGUACAAGUACAGAAUAUGCGCCAAAUAAAAAAAUUACAGCAACGGCUUGUUAAAUACAGGAAACAAAUUUUGAAGCUACGUGCAAGAAAUAGACGGCUUUUGGUGCGAAUGGAAAAAAUUAAAAGCAAAGUAGCGGAAAGACAAGAAAGCAGUGAUGUUUGUUUAAACCGACAUCGUGGACCACGUGCAUCAUUCAAUUCAGAUCAUACAUAUGCUAGACUUAUUUCUCAUAGAACUAACUUGGUGAAUUAUAAUUCUACUGUAACUAUAAACAAGAAUGGUGAAACUCUUGUUUAGAGGACGAUACUGCAAUGACAUCGACCUUAACAUAUGUUAUCAAGGUCAUCAUUCUGAGCAACAUGCAAAAAGUUUUAAUCGUCGCUCGUUGUUUGUUAAAAAAUUAUUAACAAAAGAAGUUUCAUUAAUUAAGCAUAAUUUUUCGACACUAUGUACAUUUAGGUUCGGUAAACACAUACAGAAAAAAGGCUUCGCGUUAUUAGAAACACGUAC